Molecule: messenger RNA, 621 nt
Organism: Protopolystoma xenopodis
Lineage: Eukaryota; Metazoa; Platyhelminthes; Monogenea; Polystomatidea; Polystomatidae
Source: the annotation of a GenBank genome assembly
AUGCAUGGCCUAGCGACGCCCAUGCUUGACGUAAUCAUCGUUUGCACCUCAACUUACCUUCUCGCCUUCUCACUUGCUCCGAUGCUGCUCGUCUGCCAGACGAGGCAAUCUCGACUGUUUGUGCAAACCCUGCUGACUCUCGGUUCACAGUCGCUCACAUGCUUCAUACUCCUUCCUCCUUCCUCCUUCCUCCUUCCUCCCUCCACCACUCCCCCUCCCUCAUCCCUUUUGUCCUACUCGUGCUCCUGCCUGUCUAUUCAUCUCUCCAUACGGUCGCCUGAACAGAGGCAGGCAAACGUCUCUUCUUCUCCCACAACCGGGUUAAUUGGGAUUCCAUUCUUAAGGUCGAGUCCCCGUCCCCGUCCCCGUCCCCGUCCCCGGCCAACGCACACUCGGCCUCUCCUUCCCCCACCCCACCCCGCCUACGCCUCCUCCUCGAACGACGUCCCUCAAAAGAGUUGGACACGGGGAUGCCCUGAGUCAACCAACAAUGCACAUGUACGCUUUCUCAGGCCGUCCGAGAAACUGGUGAGACGCGAGUCGUGUGGAUUUGCUUUGGCAACUCUGAUUUCGCCCAAGACACUCGUCUUCUUUCCCACUACACCCACCGAUAUGACUUAG